AUGCCUGUUCUCUCCCCUCGAUCCCCUCUGUACCAUCGUCAAGGCGUUGUAUCUGCGACAACCCCUUCAUCAAUAUCCCCUGGACCUUCUUGGAAGUCUGUAUUUCGUUUCCGCAAGGAUACCAAGCGGAAAUAUGGCCCAGGCAUCGAGAAUACCCCGACGCCUAGCGUACACAUCAAUGGGACAGAUUUUGAUGAUCAAGAGGGCGACCGUACUCCAGGUGCUUAUGCCAAUGGCAUUCAUCCACCUAUCCCUCGCCCAUCUCUGAAUACGGCACCAUAUCACUCUCCUUCAGCAUCUACGUACCCUUCAGAAUUGUCGAGACCAUCGGGAGAAGAGCCAUAUUAUGACAAUUCGUCUCCGUCACAUUCAAGCGAUUCGACUUCCCCUCCCCGCAGAAGUGCCCGACUUGAUACGCCAACAAGUCCCAGAACACCUCCAAACACUCCUGCUAAGCCGGAAGGCGUCAAACGACCAAACGCUGCCACACGGUUUAUUCGACGCGUUGCUUCUGCCCCUAACGCGAAAAACUUAUUUAACGUCCCUGGUAGCAGACAAAGCACUCCCCCUGUUACCAUAAAUGGGUUGCUCGCUCCUGCGGAGCUUUUGAUUCCUCCUCCACUCCCUAAUGCACCUGUUGACUCACCUAAGAAGAAGAAUGGUGAUUCAUUGGAUACGACUUCCUCUUCGUCAUCGCGGUAUGCUUCGAAAUAUGGUUUGCGAUCGGCACGUGGGUCGAGAGCGAAUAGUGUCGCAUCAGGAUCCGUCGGCAUGUCCCCUGGUGUCGAUGAGGCGCGCGCGCGGUUCCGAAGGACGUACUCCAGCAAUUCCAUCAAAGUCAAAGCGGUUGAAGUUGGACCAAGUAGUUUUGCUAAGAUUCGGCUCAUCGGGCGCGGGGAUGUCGGCAAGGUGUAUCUCGUCAAGCAUAAGGCCACGGAGAAGCUCUAUGCAAUGAAAGUGCUCUCGAAAAAGGAAAUGAUUGCACGCAAGAAGAUCAAACGUGCUUUGGCUGAGCAAGAGAUUCUAGCAACGGCAAACCAUCCAUUCAUCAUUACACUUUAUCAUUCUUUUCAGUCCGACAAUUACUUGUACUUCUGCAUGGAGUAUUGCUCAGGUGGAGAGUUUUUCCGGCAGUUGCAGAUGUUACCAUCGAAAUGCCUGGCAGAGGAGGAUGCCCGAUUCUACGCCGCGGAGGUCGUUGCGGCCCUCGAGUAUCUGCAUUUACUUGGUUUUAUUUAUCGCGACCUUAAACCAGAAAACAUUCUUUUGCACGAGUCUGGCCACAUCAUGCUUUCGGAUUUCGACUUGGCUAAAGCUUCGGGUGAACCAGGGGGGAAUCCUGCGAGUAUUGUGACUGGUGUUACGCCCGGCGUACCGCUGGUUGACACCAAGUCAUGUACUGCCCAUUUGCGCACGAACUCGUUUUACAUUGCUCCUGAAGUCAUCAAGAACCUUGGGCAUACGUCCUCUGUUGACUGGUGGACAUUGGGGAUCCUCAUCUAUGAGAUGAUUUACGCAACAACACCCUUCAAGGGACGUGAUCGGAGUGCGACGUUUACCAAUGUUUUGGCAAAUGAGGUCCGCUUUCCCGACUCAACAACUGGCUCUCCACAAUGUCGCGAUAUCAUUCUCCGAUUACUUCACAAGGAUGAAUGGCGGAGAUUAGGGAGCAAAAGCGGCGCCAGUGAAGUUAAGCAGCACAAGUGGUUCACUCCUCUAAACUGGGGGCUUUUGCGUCACAUGCAACCUCCUAUCAUUCCCAAGAAGAAAGACCCUUAUGUUGCUGACCCUAAGGAUCCAGUCGAGAAGGAGAAUGAGAGGAUCUCGUUUUCUGGCCAGACUUCUAGUGGUAAUCCAAAAUCCAAAAGCUCGCGUAAGCUAGGGGUGACUGAGGAUGGGGUUCUUGUUCCAACCACUGGGAAGCAACACAGGGAUGAUUUGUUCCAUGCAUUCAGUAGCGUUACCCUUCAUUACGACGGCGAAUUUUGA
Molecule: messenger RNA, 1989 nt
Organism: Cantharellus anzutake
Lineage: Eukaryota; Fungi; Basidiomycota; Agaricomycetes; Cantharellales; Hydnaceae
Product: kinase-like domain-containing protein
Exons: 9
Coding region: 1-1989 (662 amino acids)
Biological process (GO): protein phosphorylation
Cellular component (GO): cytoplasm; plasma membrane; nucleus
Molecular function (GO): protein serine/threonine kinase activity; ATP binding
Source: RefSeq, a predicted model, not a curated record